CACAGUACUCGCCUCUUAUCACUAAGGCGAAAAAACCAGUUCAUCUUCUUCCCCCCUAUAUGCCAUAGGAAUUAGUACUAAUUAGCUUCAACCAUGUUCUCUCUGACGGAUUCAAUUCCAAUUUCUUCACCUUUGAGCGACAUUCGGCUUAACUUUCUUUCUCAAAGCGGCAGCAGAAACCUUCGCCAAGUUACACUUGUUUGCCGCCGGCCUCGAGUUUCCUUCCCGCAGAGGAACAUAUGUAGGUGCUCAACCACCGAGCAGCCGCCGCCACAACGGCGCAAACAACGCCCGGCAAAGCAGUCCGACGAGGAGAAAGGCAUCGACCCUGUUGGGUUCCUCACCAAAUACGGCAUUACCCAUAAAGCUUUCGCUCAGUUUCUCCGUGAAAGAUAUAAAUCAUUGAAGGACUUGAAGGAUGAAAUAUUGACUCGUCACUUCAGUCUCAAGGAGAUGUCUACUGGAUAUGAAUUACUGGGUAUGCAUCGCAAUGUGCAGCAUCGAGUGGAUUUCUUGGAAUGGGCUCCAGGUGCUCGCUACUGUGCUCUAGUUGGUGACUUUAAUGGGUGGUCAACAACUGAUAAUUGUGCCAGAGAGGGUCAUUUUGGUCAUGACGAUUGUGGGUAUUGGUUUAUUAUUCUUGAAGAUAAAUUGCGUCAAGGAGAAGAACCUGAUAAAUUGUAUUUUCAACAGUACAAUUAUGUGGAUGACUAUGAUAAAGGUGACAAUGGCAGUACCAUCGAAGAAAUCUUUAAAAAAGCAAAUGAUGAGUAUUGGGAACCCGGAGAAGAUCGCUUCAUUAAGUCACGUUAUGAGGUGGCGGCAAAGUUGUACGAGGAAAUGUUUGGCCCAAAUGGACCCCAAACGGAAGAGGAACUAGAAGAAAUGCCUGAUGCAGUGACACGAUACAAAUCCUGGAAAGAGCAACACAAAAAUGACCCAGCAAGCAAUUUGCCUUCAUAUGAUGUGAUAGAUAACGGAAAAGAAUAUGAUAUUUUCAAUAUUAUAGGUGAUCCCGAAUCGUUUCAGAAAUUUCGUAUGAAGCAGCCUCCUAUUGCUUACUGGUUGGAAACUAAAAAGGGAAGGAAAGCUUGGUUACAGAAAUAUAUGCCUGGUUUACCUCAUGGAAGCAAAUACAGGGUGUAUUUUAACACACCAAAUGGUCCUCUUGAACGAGUUCCUGCAUGGGCUACUUAUGUCAUUCCAGAUGCCGACGGGAAGCAAGCAUUGGCAGUUCAUUGGGAACCACCUCCGGAACAUGCUUACAAGUGGAAACACAAGCAUCCUCUCAAGCCUAAGUCAUUGCGCAUAUAUGAAUGUCACGUCGGUAUCUGCAGCCAGGAACCAAAAGUUUCUUCUUUCAGUGAUUUUAUUAGCAAGGUUCUUCCACAUGCAAAAGAAGCUGGAUACAAUGCAAUACAAUUAAUUGGAGUUGUUGAGCACAAGGAUUAUUUCACUGUUGGAUAUAGAGUGACAAACUUUUAUGCUGUUAGUAGCCGUUUUGGCACACCGGAUGACUUCAAGCGCCUGGUUGAUGAAGCACAUGGGCUUGGACUGCUUGUCUUUUUGGAGAUUGUGCACUCUUAUGCAGCAGCAGACGAAAUGGUUGGAUUAUCUCUUUUUGAUGGAACAAAUGACUGCUAUUUCCAUACUGGUAAACGUGGAAAUCACAAAUUCUGGGGCACACGGAUGUUCAAAUAUGGAGAUCUUGAUGUUCUACACUUUCUUCUUUCAAAUCUGAACUGGUGGGUGGAGGAGUAUCAUGUUGAUGGAUUCCAUUUUCAUUCACUCUCAUCCAUGCUGUAUACACACAAUGGAUUUGCUUCAUUUACUGGUGACAUGGAUGAGUACUGUAACCAGUAUGUUGACAAGGAGGCCUUAUUGUACCUCAUAUUAGCAAAUGAAGUAUUGCAUGCUCUUCACCCAAAUGUGAUCACGAUUGCCGAGGAUGCAACACUGUAUCCGGGACUUUGUGACCCAACUUCUCAAGGUGGACUGGGCUUUGAUUAUUUUGUGAAUCUUUCUGCCUCGGAGAUGUGGCUUGCAUUACUUGAAAAUACUCCUGAUCAUGAAUGGUCCAUGAGUAAGAUUGUUAGCACAUUAGUGGGCGGCCGACAAAAUGUUGAUAAGAUGCUUUUGUAUGCUGAAAAUCACAACCAGUCCAUUUCUGGAGGUCGCUCAUUUGCAGAAAUACUGAUUGGUAACUCCUCGAAGAAAUCUCCUAUAUCACAAGAGUCAUUCCUUAGAGGCUGCUCGUUGCACAAGAUGAUCAGAUUAAUUACAUCUACAAUUGGUGGUCAUGCAUACCUCAACUUCAUGGGCAAUGAAUUUGGUCACCCAAAGAGGGUUGAGUUUCCCAUGCCAAACAACAAUUUCUCAUUUUCACUAGCUAACCGUCAGUGGGAUCUGUUGGAAAAUGACGUAAAUAAUCAAUUGUUCUCAUUUGAUAAGGAUAUGAUGGACUUGGAUGAAAAUGGGAGAAUUUUGUUGCGAGGUCUUGCCAACAUUCACCAUGUCAAUGAUACUACCAUGGUGAUUUCUUACUUGAGAGGCCCCAAUCUCUUUGUGUUCAACUUUCAUCCUGUCAAUGCAUAUGAAAGAUACACUAUAGGUGUGGAAGAAGCUGGAGAGUAUCAAGUCACAUUAAAUACAGAUGAAAAGAAGUAUGGUGGUAGAGGACUGAUUGGACAUGAUCAUAUUGUUCAAAGAACCAUUAGUAGAAGAGCUGAUGGAAUGAGAUUUUGCUUGGAAGUGCCUCUACCAAGUAGAAGUGCUCAGGUCUACAAGUUGACUCGAAUUCUUAGAGUAUGAUUGCUCUAGUUGUCAAAGUGGCUUCGUACUAUGAGGUGAACGAAAGGAUGAGCUUUGCCCAUUAUACUUAUCAGUCAGCGCCUCUUCCAAGAUGUGAUUCUUGAGAACAAGCUGUUGGCAAGUCAGUUAUCAUGAACUUUUUGCCUUCGACAUCUGGACGUGCAAAUGGGGCGUGGAAGAAAAUUUUGGCUCUGCCAUAGGGGCCAAAAGCAUCUAGUGACAAUCGCAAACCAGAUUAAGAUUUCAUAGGUCUUGAGCGAAACCAUUAGUCAGUUUAGGGUUAUGAGGGCCACAAAGUCAAGUUUUGAAUGAGAAAGGUGAUCAUCACUGUAUGAGGAAGUAGCCAAUAAGAUCUUUUGGAGUUAACAGUGUAUAUAAGAGCAUUCAAAUCGAUGAGAAACUUCAAUUUGACAUCGGAUAUUUAGUCAUCCCUUUAAACAUUGUGUCUGCCAAGUAAUUGAUUCAAGAUCUCUGGAAGGUGUUUGUAAAUCAUGUUUUUCUUGUUAAUGUAUAUUUACAGAAGUGUAUGUGAUAGAGGAUGAAGGGCCAGAAAGGAACUGGUACUGUUCUGUCCCAUCGAUUUGCUAUGUAUAUGUCUAAAUUGGCAUCUUUUGAUC
Nicotiana attenuata is the source of this 3428-nucleotide messenger RNA. RefSeq names its product 1,4-alpha-glucan-branching enzyme 3, chloroplastic/amyloplastic. Lineage: Eukaryota; Viridiplantae; Streptophyta; Magnoliopsida; Solanales; Solanaceae. The transcript has 22 exons. The record is from RefSeq and is a predicted model, not a curated record. Bases 94 to 2811 code for a protein of 905 amino acids. Gene Ontology annotation, molecular function: cation binding; 1,4-alpha-glucan branching enzyme activity; hydrolase activity, hydrolyzing O-glycosyl compounds. Gene Ontology annotation, biological process: glycogen biosynthetic process. Gene Ontology annotation, cellular component: cytoplasm.